AUGAAAAGAAUCACAACUUUCUCUCUCUCACAUAUUGCUUUCAGAGUCUUUCUUUUCCUUGUAGUUUUCUCUGCCCUUCCCUCUUGUUACUUUUUCUCUCCCUGUCAUUACUUUUGUUCUCUCUCCCUCCCUGUCAUUACUUUUGUUCUCUCUCCCUCCCUGUCAUUACUUUUGUUCUCUCUCCCCCCUGUCGUGCUCCCCUCUCUCCCCCCCUGUCUCCCUCUCUCUCCCCCUGUCGUGCUCCCACUCUCUCCCCCCCCUGUCGUGCUCCCCUCUCUCUCCCCCCUGUCGUGCUCCCCUCUCUCUCCCCCCUGUCGUGCUCCCUCUCUCUCUCCCCCCUGUCGUGCUCCACUCUCUCCCCCCUGUCGUGCUCCCUCUCUCUCCCCCCCUGUCGUCUCUCUCCCCCCCUGUCGUGCUCCCACUCUCUCUCCCCCCCUGUCGUGCUCCCACUCUCUCUCCCCCCCUGUCGUGCUCCCCCUCUCUCUCCCCCCCUGUCGUGCUCCCCUCUCUCCCCCCUCCUCCCCCUCUCUCUCCCCCCCUGUCGUGCUCCCCCUCUCUCCCCCCCCUGUCCCCCCCCCCCCUCCCUCUCUCUCCCCCCCUCCCUCUCUCUCCCCCCCUCUCUCCCUCCCUCUCUCUACACUUGUCUCUCCCUCCCUCUCUCUACACUUGUCUCUCUCCCUCUCUACACUUGUCUCUCCCUCUCUACACUUGUCUCUCCCUCUCUACACUUGUCUCUCCCUCUCUACACUUGUCUCUCCCUCUCUACACUUGUCUCUCCCUCUCUCUCUCUACACUUGUCUCUCUCGUUACUUCUCUCUCUCUCUCUCUCUCUACACUUGUCUCUCUCUACACUUGUCUCUCUCUACACUUGUCUCUCUCGUUACUUCUCUCUCGUUACUUCUCUCUCUUGCUUAUUACCUCUUUCACUCAUUACUUUCUGAGGUUGUCUAUGUCUGUCUUGUUCCUUUCAGUGGUUAUUGUUCACUUUGUUUUGUAACCAGACCUUAG
This is a messenger RNA of Acanthosepion pharaonis, 1008 nucleotides long. NCBI's taxonomy places the organism in Eukaryota, Metazoa, Mollusca, Cephalopoda, Sepiida, Sepiidae. The record is from the annotation of a GenBank genome assembly.